Amorphotheca resinae ATCC 22711 is the source of this 1392-nucleotide messenger RNA. RefSeq lists its product as hypothetical. Bases 1 to 1392 code for a protein of 463 amino acids. Lineage: Eukaryota; Fungi; Ascomycota; Leotiomycetes; Helotiales; Amorphothecaceae. The transcript is spliced from 3 exons. The record is from RefSeq and is a predicted model, not a curated record. Gene Ontology annotation, molecular function: protein binding.
AUGGGGGCGGGCGACGACGUGGUGCGGGCGCAGCAGCGGGCGGACUCGACGAUCAACGGGGUGGUGAUCGGGCUGGUGAGCUCGUUCGGCAGCGCCCUGCUGAUCGGCCUGAUCUUCCUGGUGGUGUACUUCUUCCGCUACACGAGCAGCGGGCGCAUCCUGCUGGACCGGCUGGGGCGGCCGGGCGAGUACGAUGACGAGCAGGCGUUUGCGAGGGAGGAGGCCGAGGCCCUCGAGGAGAUGGAUGACCUGCAGAGGACCGAGUACUUUAGAGCCAAAGCAUUCGUCCAGGCCAAUCCGCCCGACUCGUUACCGACCGAUAUUUCCCUGUCACAGUACCUAGCGAUUCAAGAGAAGGGCGUCUCGGCGUGGGAGUUCGAGCCGGAGCUCGAGAUUGCGAAUUGUUUUGUGGAGGGGCGUACGGAGAUUGAGUUUUUUGAUUCGGAAUGUUCUGUUCUCAGCAACCUACCGCUCCCCAAGCAGAAUGAAGUCUACUACUGGGAGUCGAAGAUCUACGAUAAGCCCGAGUCCACGCUGAUCAGCAUCGGGGUCGCUACGAAGCCAUAUCCUCUGUUCAGAUUACCUGGCUGGCAUAAGUAUUCCGUGGCGUAUAUCUCUUCUGGGCAUCGAAGAUAUAAUCAACCCUUCAACGGCCCAGCAUACGGGCCACAGUUCGUACAGGGGGAUGUUAUCGGUGUUGGAUACCGACCCCGAACCGGCACGAUAUUCUUCACACGGAACGGCAAGAAGUUAGAAGAUGUAGCUCACGGUCUCAAGUCCCAGAAUCUCUUCCCAGCAGUGGGUGCCAAUGGGCCCUGCACCGUCCACGUUAAUUUCGGACAAUCAGGCUUCGUCUUCAUUGAAGCAAACGUCAAGAAGUGGGGGCUAGCACCUAUGACGGGCAGUCUCGCUCCCCCUCCCCCCUACGGGAGCGAACAAGGCAGUAUCCUCUUAGAAGCAGGCCGCGAAGGGGCUCCGAGCAGUCAUGGCAACUACCCCGACAUGAGGCACGGCCGCACACGCAGCGGCAACUUCAGAAACCACCCCCCUACGAGUCCCGGCCCCGUCCGCUCCCCGACCGACAUCUCCCUCGCCCACCUCGCCCACAUCCCGUCCAACGAAGAGUUCGGCGAGUCGAGCAGCGCUGCUGCGGCUGCUGAAGCAGUCUCCCACAUGGGCCUCAGGAUCCAGGACCACACGCAGCCACCACCAGGAUAUACGAGCCCGCGGCACUCAGACGACGGCCACGAGACCAACGAGACUGCAGCCCUAAUCCCCCGCCGAACCACCCCGCCUCCCAUCCCCAGCUACAGCGAUGCCGUAGCCGCAGACCGCGCACGCGAGCGUAGCAACAGCCAAGGAGCGCACGACGACGAAGGGUCCCACUCAUGA